UCUGUGCCUUAGAAGUUCACUCUGAAGUGAAACAGUAAAGUCACCAUCGACAAUGAAGUGGUUCAUGGUUCUGUCUGCCCUGGUGGCUCUCUCUGAAUGUACCUAUAGAAUUCCGUUGAUCAAGGGUAAGACUGCCAGAGAGAGCCUGCAGGAGAAAGGUCUGUGGGAUCAUUUCAGGAGGACACAUCCAUACAAACCACUCAGCAAAUUCAUCCAGGAUGGGACUGAGUCUAUGACCAACGAUGCUGACUUGUCCUACUUUGGCGUGAUCUCCAUUGGUAACCCUCCACAGUCCUUCUCCGUCAUCUUUGACACAGGAUCCUCCAACUUGUGGGUGCCUUCUGUCUACUGCAGCGACCAGGCCUGCGAAAACCACAAGAGAUUCAAUCCACAACAGUCUUCUACCUUCAAAUGGGGCCAGCAGUCUCUGCAAAUCCAAUAUGGUACAGGCUAUAUGCAAGGAUAUCUGGGGAGUGACAACGUAGAGGUGGGCGGCCUUACUGUGGCCAACCAGGUGUUUGGAAUCAGUACGUCAGAAGCUACCUUUAUGGCCUACAUGCACGCUGAUGGCAUCCUGGGACUGGCCUUCCAGUCCAUUGCUGCAGAUAAUGUGGUUCCUGUUUUUGACAAUAUGGUCAAGCAGGGUCUGGUGCCCCAGUCUCUUUUCUCAGUCUACCUAAGCAGUAACAGUGAGCAGGGCAGUGAGAUUGUCUUUGGGGGGAUUGACAGCAGCCACUACACCGGACAAAUCACCUGGCUCCCUUUGACCUCUGCCACUUACUAUCAGGUCCAAAUGGACAGUGUCACUAUCAACGGACAGAUUGUGGCAUGUUCUGGAGGCUGUCAGGCCAUCAUUGACACCGGUACCUCCCUGAUUGUUGGCCCAAACACGGAAAUCAACAACAUGAACUCUUGGGUUGGAGCAGCAAUGAAUCAAUAUGGAGAAGCUACAGUGAACUGCCAGAGCAUCCAGACCAUGCCUGAAGUGACCUUCACUCUCAAUGGACAGGCCUUCACUAUACCAGCAUAUGUCUACGUCUCUGAGAACUACCAGACCUGUCAGACUGGCUUUGGACAAGGUGGUUCAAGCCAACUCUGGAUCCUUGGAGAUGUGUUCAUCAGGCAAUUCUAUGCCAUCUUUGAUACCCAGAAUAAGAAAGUUGGUCUGGCGAAUAUUGCAUAAUCAAAUAAUACACGUAAUGAAACUAUAUAAAUGAAACAAUAAAUGACACAAUAAGUCAAUAAAUAAACAAAAUUGACGGAACACACAGGAGCUACUUUUCAAAGAUUAAAUUCCAGCAACUUAUAAUCGUCUUGUGUACUUGCUUUCAUAUGUGUCUGACUGUGAUUUCUACAUGAAUUAGUCUGUAAAACUCUCUCCAAAAUGCAAAAA
Molecule: messenger RNA, 1393 nt
Organism: Thalassophryne amazonica
Lineage: Eukaryota; Metazoa; Chordata; Actinopteri; Batrachoidiformes; Batrachoididae
Product: pepsin A-like
Exons: 9
Coding region: 53-1183 (376 amino acids)
Biological process (GO): proteolysis
Molecular function (GO): aspartic-type endopeptidase activity
Source: RefSeq, a predicted model, not a curated record